Messenger RNA from Phytophthora nicotianae INRA-310, 948 nucleotides. RefSeq lists its product as hypothetical. The coding region runs from base 1 to 948 and encodes 315 amino acids. Lineage: Eukaryota; Oomycota; Peronosporomycetes; Peronosporales; Peronosporaceae. The record is from RefSeq and is a predicted model, not a curated record. The transcript is spliced from 3 exons.
AUGAGCCCAACGCGGGCGCGAGUCUCGGAGAGUGAAGGACGUUCUGAUAGCUCUGCAGCAGAGCAGCAGCCAGUGCCAGUCUCGGCAGACGAGACGCUCGUACAGGCGAUUGCGACCGCCGUUGUUCGCGCACUAGGUGCGGUCCAGACUGGCCCACAGCAAGUUGGUGAAAAUCAACCUGACAGGCGACCCGUCCGAGAAAUCUGCCUCCCCUCUCCCAGACCACAAAGAAACUUGGACGCUGAGCUCACAGCAUCGCUCACCCCGUACGGCACAAGCUUGAACGCGCCGUUCGAUCCUCGAAGCCCCUCCCCUAGUGCUUACGAGCCCGGCACGAGGACGUCGGACGCCACGACCACCAAGAGCGACACGAUGGGCACGUGGCAGAUGAGCAAGAUCCAGCUGGCCUCGACGAAGUUCGACGGCAAGAUGGAGAACUGGAGUCGCUGGAAGACAGAGAUGCAGACGAUCUUUCACUGGCAGGGCCUCCUGCAGCUGGAAUGGAAGAACUGUUACGAGACGCGUGAGCGCAAGGCCCACACGGAGGUCGUGUUGUCGCUUCACGGCGACCUGUUGGAUAGCUUCAAGAGCGACAUUGAGAGCGCGCGUCCCGCCCAGCUAUGGACAGCGCUGCUUCGCACCUACGAUGGCUUGCAGGCCACCAACUCAGUGUACUUGAAGCAGGACAUGUACUCACGCCGCCUGAGGCAGGGCGAGGGCGUGAUGGACUACGUUAGCGAUCUUCAGCGCAUGCGACGCGAGCUGGAGCGCAUGGACGUAUCGCUCCGUGCAGGAGAGAUGGCUAGCAUUGUGUUGUCACAUGCAGUUACGACCGUGACCAACGUGUGCAAGAUUCCGUCAACCUUCUACUCGUCGCCGAACGAACUGCUCAAGAACAUCGAGAUCGUGGUAGCCAUGAUGAUGGACGUGGUAUUCAGCGCCAAGUGA